AUGUUCUCGUUCACGAGCGACGCCUACAAGGGCAUCCACAGCGCCAACAUUGCUCGACACUCCGGCGACAUUCAGCGGACGCUGCUGCCCUCCUUCACAGCCGUGUUUGCUGGUGGGCUAGCGGGAGCCGCGUCGUGGGGCCAGGCUCAGAGCAAGGACCUGCUGCCGCGGUACCUCAUGGGCCCGGCCAUCGUCGGCGCCGUUUGCUGCGCGCUCUACGGCAUCGCCUGCGUCGCGUGCUUCGUCCUGCUUCAAAAGUACGACAAUUAUCACGAGCGCAAGUCCGGCUCGUCGGCCCAUGAGCUCAAGCAGGAGCACCCGAUCGGGCACUGGCCGCGGCUUGUCCUCAUGGGCACCGGCGCGGCCGCAACCGUGGCCAUGGGCAGCUACAUCUACAUGCUGUGGGGUGUCUUGAGCGACAGCGAGGGCGACUACUGCAUCACCUGGACGCCUGCAACGAGCAAGGCCGAGUGCGACCCUGACUGGUCGUUCGUUCUCGGCUACGCAUUCGCUCUUCUCGCCCUCAUCGUGGCGGGCGCGCUUAACGAGAACGUCGUGCAGGAGGCCGUCGACUAUUUCGACAACCGCAAGAUGGUACACGCCGCAGGAGGCCUCAAUUCGCAGCAGGGCGGCGGCAACGGCGCGGGCAAGGGGUACGGCGGCGACGGCUACGACGACUCGCAGGGCCUGAUGGGCGGUCGCGGAGGCGGUCGAGGAGGCUACGACGGCGACUCGUACGCAUGA
Messenger RNA from Rhodotorula graminis WP1, 744 nucleotides. RefSeq lists its product as uncharacterized. The transcript has 7 exons. The record is from RefSeq and is a predicted model, not a curated record. NCBI's taxonomy places the organism in Eukaryota, Fungi, Basidiomycota, Microbotryomycetes, Sporidiobolales, Sporidiobolaceae. Bases 1 to 744 code for a protein of 247 amino acids.